AGAUCUAUGUAAUCAAAAUGGCGGCGGAGGUGACGGUUCCCCCUACAACGCUGUAUAGUAAUGGCCAUAACUUGAUGAAUGGGGAGGGUGAGACGGAGGAGCCAGCGGAGAAGAAGAUGCGGCUAAACGAUGGUUGGACCGACUCAAAGAUCGUUCGAUUCUUUUGGCCGAACGAUGGCGAUGAUCCAUUGCUGCGCCCCGAUCCUACAGACUCCUUAGGGCAGACAUUCUGUUUACAUGUCAUUGUGUGAACCAUUGUCAUGCUGAGAGAGCAGUGUAGUCCUUCAUUAUAAUGUGCACAGUAGUGACCACUGUAACCUUGUUCAAGAGUCAACUUAGCUAAGGAGAGUUGAGCCAUAGACGUAAGAGGAGUGAUGAUGAUGAUGAGGAGGAGGAGGAUGGUGAUGAUGAUGAUGCUGUUGCUUCCCUCACAAAGCAAAGUGAAGCUUUUUGCACUGAUCAUCUUUUGCUUUGUGAUGGUAAUCUUGUGUUUUGUUUGUUUUGUUAUCUUUGCAGGUAUGCGUGAGUAUGGGUUCAUCUUUCUCUGGUGUCGCUGUGCUGCCAGUCUCAUAAACAAUAGGAUCAGUACACUUUCACACGGAAAUCUUGAGAACAGUCGCAAGUGGCCGAAACAAAAGAGAAAUUAAUAUUUAGAGAUAUGAGCAUGGAAUUGCCUUUACAACAUGCAAAAAAAAAAAAAAAAAUACUGAGGAAUGCAUAGAAUUGCCUUCCCUUUCCUUUCCGGGUUAAGCAUUUUCCUGUCGUUCUUACUCACUCACCACCUACUCACCCACUGGAGGGACAGACCAUGUGCCCACGUGGGGUUUGAGGGUUUUUAUAUUCUACUCUUUGCAGGGUUGAGCAGCCCCUGGCCACCCACCCCACUGUGUGUGCCUUGUGAAGAUAGACAGAGGCAGCUAGAAUCCGGAGCUCCAGCCACCAGCACCUUCUCUAGGGCUGUGUGGCUGGCUCAUAACCCCUCUUCAUCUGUCAUGUACACACACACACACACACACACACACACACACACACACACACACACACACACACACACACACACCAGCCAUGUUCCAGAGAGUCACAUCUUUGAGACAUGCCCUGCUGUCUGGUGCCACAUUGAACCAGACAGUAAUUUGGUCUUUUUGGGCAUGACAGCUUUGUUAUAAAUUGCCUCAUGUUUUAUUUUUUGUGAAGUAAGAAGUGAAUGUUGUGACAACUGUUGUGUUGUAUUUUUAUUGUGUGUUUUAUAUGUGGCAUAUGUAAAAUGUCUAUAAAAUUCAGUGUUGCCUUUGAGUAAGUUAUUACCAAGUAACUUUCAUCACUGUUAAUGUAAAUCAGUAAUAUUGUUUCAGUUAAAUUUGCAGCUCAAAAAAUAGUAAUAUGCCUUGAAAAUGGCCUUGUAUACACACACACACACACACACACACACACACACACACACACACACACACACACACACACAUCUUUAAGAUGUUCAUAAAGAAGCUUUUUAACUGGAUGUUAGAAUACAUGCAGUAAGAUAAGAAACACACACACACACACACACACACACACACACACACACACACACACACACACACACACACACACACACAGUUUUUCUACCUUGCAAUGUGUUCUCUGUCUUUGACUCAUGCACCCAUUCACCACCACCACCAUCGCCACUAUUCCCUAUUUUCCAAAUCAACCGCCCUGCAGGAGUGACAUGUUAUUUUUGUGAAUAUGUGAUAUGCCUGUUCUUUUUUUCUCUGUCGUUCCAUGGUGUAAGGUGGGCAGAAAGGCCUCAGCAGCAGGGAGGUUCAGCGGAUGGCGAGCGUCAGUUAUCUGGGGCUGCUAUUUGCGCAUUGUAGCUUCCCCAGAGCAGUGAGGGAGAAGCCCGGCCCACUCGGACCAGAUCUCCAACCAGAGAGGUGGACCAGAGUGGCUCCCUCAUACUGGGAGCAGGUGCCAAGAAGGAUGACAUAGUGCACCUGCUGGGCCAGUCGCUGCCUCGCCUCUCCUCGGAGCAGAAGGACAUGGUGGCGCGGGCCAAGAAGUAUGCCAUGGAACAGUCCAUUCGCCUCGUGCUCAUGAAGCAGACACUCGCACACCAGCAGCAGCAAGCCAAGUCCCUGCAGCGACACCAAGCACUGGUGCUCAUGUGUCGAGUGUACGUUGGCAGCAUCAGCUUUGAACUCAAGGAGGACACUAUUCGACAGGCCUUUGUUCCCUUCGGCCCCAUCAAGUCCAUCAACAUGUCCUGGGAUCCCGUCACGCAGAAGCAUAAAGGGUUUGCAUUUGUGGAGUACGAGAUGCCUGAGGCAGCACAGCUGGCCUUGGAGCAGAUGAACGGCGUCAUGAUAGGCGGCAGGAAUAUCAAGGUUGGCCGACCCUCCAACAUGCCCCAGAAAUGGUCGACAGCACAGGGCCUCAGUGCCUGUGAUGUUGCACUUCUGAAGCAUCAUACCAUGACAAGGACGACAGACAGUGCCCAGACGGUCAUUGAUGAAAUCACCGAGGAAGCCAACUACUACAAUCGCAUCUACAUCGCCUCGGUGCACCAGGACCUCUCAGAGACAGACAUCAAGAGUGUGUUUGAAGCAUUCGGCAAGAUCAAGCAAUGCAUGUUGACGCCAGGCUCCACACCCGGGAAACACAAGGGCUAUGGUUUCAUCGAAUACGAGAACUCUACCUCAGCGCAGGAAGCCAUCGCCUCCAUGAACCUGUUUGACCUGGGGGGACAGUACCUCCGGGUGGGCAAGGCCAUCACUCCCCCGGGCUCCUUCUAUGGACCACUCUCAGCACCCACCCAGAUGCCCACUGCAGCAGCCGUAGCAGCAGCGGCAGCCACGGCCAAGAUCCAGGCCAUGGAUGCCCUGGCCACCAACGCCAUUGGCCUGGUGCAGGGCCUCAGCAGCUCCCCAGGCUCUGUGUCGCAGCUUCCCCCGGUGGGUGUGGUGGGUGCUGUGCCUCCUGUGGGGACUGUGGGGGCUCUGUCGUCAGCUCUGCCCACAGUGACCUCGCCUGUGGGUGUCUUAGGCAGCUCACCCACCGUGCCCCCCGUGGGUGUGGUGACUAGCUUGCCCAGCCUGGGUGUUGGGACAGGUGGUGCUGGUGGUGCUGCCUUGCCUCCCCCCACAGUCCUCACUGCCCUGCCAGUGCCUGGGGGUGCAGGCUUGGCAGGACCAGGUCCCUCCCCCGGCCCAGGCCUCCUUGGGCCUGCUCCAGGCAUUCCACCGGUGGAGGAGCGGCGUCCCACACACCAAGAGGAGCUGGCCAAGAAGCUGAUGGAGGACAACGAGCCACAGACGCUGCAGCAGCAGGAGACCAUGUCCAUCAAGGGCCAGUCAGCACGCCACCUUGUCAUGCAGAAACUGAUGAGAAAGUCUGAGUCCAAUGUGGUGAUCCUGCGCAACAUGGUGGGGGCAGAGGAGGUAGAUGAGCUGCUGCAGGAGGAGAUCACGGAGGAGUGCGGGCGGUUUGGCUCGGUGCGGCAUGUCAUUAUCUACCAGGAGAAGCAGAGUGACGAGGAGGAUGCGGAAGUGCUGGUUAAGAUCUUCGUUGAGUUUGGCAGUCCAUCAGAGAGUGGAGCAGCUCAAGAGGCUCUCAAUGGACGGUACUUUGGCGGGCGGUUAGUAAAGGCUGAGCUGUAUGACCAGAAUAUGUAUAAUCACAAUGACCUCUCAGGAUAAUGCCAUGCCACUUAGCACCAACAGCGGCAGCCAGGACAAGUGCUUGUGUCAAGAACUAUUCCUAAACUGAGGUGUAUGUGUGAAUGUCGGUGUAAAUUAUGCAUAUAUGAGUAUAUAUAUAUAAAUAUAUAUUUAGAGAAGAAAGAGAGUGAGAAUGAGAGGGGAAACAAAUACUAUACCGUACAUACAAUACCAUGGAUGCAAUUUUUCAUGUUAUGUCCAAGAUUUUAUUAGUUUUUUUUUUUUUUUUUUUUUUUUUUCAUUCAAUUGGGCUGUAAUGAUAAUUGUUCUUUGAUACUCUCUCUCUCUCUCUCUCUCUCUCUCUCUCUCUCUCUCUCUCUCUCUCUCUCUCUCUCUCUCUCUCUCUCUCUCUCUCUCUCUCUCUCUCUCUCUCUCUCUCUCUCUCUCUCUCUCUCUCUCUCUCUCUCUCUCUCUCUCUCAUAGCCCAUUCAUUCCUUCUCCACUCAUAUUAAUGAAGUAAGUUGCAUCACCUCAACAAGACAGGUUCUUCACCUUCACCUUGCCAUCAUCAUCAUCAUUGUAUUAAGGCUCCAAUCUAACCAUCCUGUGACAUUACUUACUGUGCUAAUCAUGCACUCAUUACAUUCAGUUACAGGAGGAGGAGGAGGAGGAGUAGCAUUAGUAGUAGUGGUAGUGGUAGUAAUAUGAUGACUAUAGCACUGUAAGAAGGAAGAGAUUAUCUUUUAUAUAAAUGGGACAGGACUUGGGUGGGUGCUAAAAGUCAAUCAGUCAGUCAUUCAUUUCUCCUGCACACCUUUACCUCAUAUCAUCUUUAUGUUAUCUAUUUUAUCCAUCAAUUUCUCUCACAUGACCUAUCAACUGGUGUCAGUCAUAGUUCUGUUAUUCUCAGUCCUAUAUCUCUGGUAUUUUUAUAUAUCUUUAAUCUCUGGGUUGGUAUCACGUAUCACCUGUUGCUUAUGUUAAGUAAGCUACACUUCAUCACCUCCACUACCAAUACCAAUUCCUAUAUAGUUACCACAUUCAUGCAUCCUCAUCUUUGUCAUCAUUGUUAUCACCAUCAUCAAUUUUUUUGCCCAACUAAUUUUUUCUCACAUUUUCACUUGAUCAGAGAAAGUAAGACAAGCAACACCCAGCAAUACAACACACACACACACACACACACACACACACACACACACACACACACACACACACACACACACACACACACACACACACACACACACACACACACACACACAAAAUGUUGGCAGAUUUUAUAUUGAUUAAUUUUUGUUAUGGCAAUGUUCCUUGGCUAUGGAAAUGUGUAAGCUAUUAUACAUCUGGUCUAAAUUGUUGUUUUUUAUUUCUUUUUGUCCAUAAUUGGCAUGUUAUAAUAAUUUCUGGUUUAGUUCAAGAAAUAUGAAUGCCAUAAUGUGAAUAAGGAACAUCAUUAUUUUGUUAUUCCAAGCAUCUUUUAUGUUGAAAUUAAUUCUUACUUUGGAAUCAGUUGAGACUAAACCAUGAAAUAUUACACACAUCCCUGCCUUGCCUGUUCCCUCUGAGACUCCUGUUGUAGAGCAGCACAAGUCCACCCCGUCCCUGCCAGCAGCUCUUAACACAGAGGUGGGAGGUACAUCCAACCCAACCCAAACCAACCCAACCUGCCAACUCUCUCCCAGCCCAGGAACAAAAGGGACAGUAUUCUCAGACAUGCUGGUGUUCUUAUGAUCUUAUCUGCUUUUAUAGUAUUAUUUUUUUCAUUUAUUUAUUGUUUAUUUAUUUCUUUUGUUUAAUUUUGUUUUUUGAUAGUUCAACAGUAAUUCUGAAACCAACAGUAAUUAUGUCUUACCAUUGGGAAAAAGUCCACAAAAACCCAGUUAAUCUUGUCGAUAGCCUUUGAAAGUACAGUCAACUCUCAAUUAAUAUGAGUUAGAAUAACAUGAUUUUGAUUUAAUGCAACUGAUAUCUAAGGAGAUACGAUUGAAUAACACAAUUUAUCCAAUUUGAUGCGAGUUAACUUGACUCAUUGACAUCACGCACACCCACGCUGCAUCUGGUGGGAACCACACUGAGCUGGUAUUCAGAAACUCAACAAUGAGCAGAGUAACUUCAGGCCAAGAAAUGGUAUCCAUGAACACAUAGGGAGACAUUGUUGCCAUGGUAAUAAGGUUACUAGCAGGCUAACAACAAAACCACCUCCUGAGGAGGUAUUAAUGUCCCAUAUAGACAUUUAUGCUCACAAAACUAUUUCUAUUAGGUUUUUAUAAGCCUUACCAUGCCACGCUUUGAUGCCGUGGUAUAGGUCACAAGGUAAAAACACAGAAAGACGAUCCACUCACAGUGCGGUUAGCUCCAGACUGAGUGAGGAGUGACGACUGUGUCCUAUACCAUGGCAUUCAAGUGUGGCAUGUUAAGGAUUAUUAAAAGCUAAUAGAACAUAAAUGCUUACUUAUAUGAGACAGUAACACCUUCUUAGGAGGUGGUUUUAUUAUUAUUUCAUUAUAUAUUAUUUGUUCAAUUAACAUCAUUGCAAGGACAGAAAGGGGGGAUAAGGAAUGGUUAUUCUUGGUGGGGAGCAGGACUGUCUCCUCUCCUCCUCCCUUACUGCAAGAGGCUAUUCAUGUUAAAUUGCAAGUUUAAUGCAAAUACUAUACUGUAUAUGGAGAUAGAACUGUGUUCACCAUGAAUGUGUAAUGGCCUGCAGUGUUUUUCUAUGUUUUUCCUGUCUUUGGGUUUGUAAAAUGUGAAUUAUGUUUCGUUGAAGUGAUGGAGAGAUUACUGUUCUGUUUUGGUCUGUCUAUAGUUCAAGAAUGCCAGUAGUACAAUUCAAUCUCAUUAACUACAUGCUAAAGAAGUAUUUUUGAAAUGUUUAGAUGACAACGGACAAAAUUUUAAGUUAUGCUUCAGCACCUUAGCACAACUUUCAACAGGAAGUUAUUGGUUUUCCAGGGGUCUUCACAGUACGUACAUUUAUUUCAGACUUCUAUACCAUAAAUUGUUAAAACACCUAUGUGAAAGUAACUUGACCUUUGUGGCUUUUGAAAACAGUCUAUAAGAUAGCAAAUGUGUAGGAUUCCCAGGGAAACGUGUUGACUUUGUGAAAUUAUAUGCGUGGAAACUCAGGGGUCAGCAUUGCUUUUGAUGUAGUCACCAAUAUGUACAAUGAUACAUAACUCAUCCAUUAACAUGCAGCUGGUACACUCUUUGUUUAUAGAGUAAUUAUCUCCUUAGUGAUGGUGUCUGUACACUGUUUACAUUGCUUUCAUGAGUUUUUGGAGCAGUAAUGGCUUUAUCAGAUAAGAGGUGUAAGAUGAUAAGCUCAUAACUUACUGUAUAGAAAAAAAACACGAUUCAAUGUGACCGAGAACUGAGAUAAGCCUUUGAGUAACUCACAGUAUGUGUUUAAUAUUUCAAUUCGUGUGGGAAAUAACUGAAUUCUGAUGUUAGGAAAGUCUCAUUCACUAUGUAUUUAGGAAAAAGCAGGUAGAACACCUUGACUGUUAUAAAUCUAAAGAGUCCAAUCCAUAUAUUUUGUAUGAAAUGUGAUGAAAGGCCUAUUGUCACUAUCAGGAUGUGAAUGGCUGGAGUUAGGGGCCUUCAGGAAACAUGCAGGCAGAUCACAUGCCUGUAAGUAUGUAGAUUUACACUAUGUAGUCUGCUCCAUAACGCACCUCAACUCUCCCGCAGCGCCAAAGCCUCUAUUAUGUGACCAUUUGUCUUUAUCUUGUUGCUUGGUGCUUGGAGCUCAUGCAAUUCAGUCCAAUUUUUCCCAUGUUGCCACAUUAAGCCAUGUGUGACACUAUAUUGCCAUGGUAUAGAAACACAUAAAGGUGUUUUGAUUGUUUGCUUUGAAUUAUGUAAAUGUAUUUUCUUAAUGCAAAGGUAAAAUAACUUCACAUAUUGUUGUUUGAAAAAUGUCUACCAAGGUUUUUUUUUACUCUUAAUCUUGGUCCAUGUUUACAAACGUUUAGGUGUCUUGCCUCGACUAUUAACAGGCUCCAGUGAAAUUUAAUGGCAUUAUCAAUGGCAUUUAGUAAGUCUCAUUAAGAGCUUAACAAAUUAUGGAUCAUUGGAAAAAUUCAAUAAUUAUAGCAUGCCUGAGAAAAUAGUUAAGAGAGAACAAAACGUUUGAAGGUACAAGUCCUUGGUCAGUACUAAUAGUACCAUCCGACACUGAAAUACCCUAACUGUUCAUCUAUAUACUGUAAGCCUUCACAGUAAUAUCUCCAAGCAUGGAGUUGUGUUGGCUACCUGGUGGUGAGCCAAGGGUAUGGAGUGAAGAGUGAAAAGUGAGGAAUGCAGGACAGUGGGUGAAACAAAGGAGUGGAAUACAGCAGUAGGCAGAGGGUGGUAUGGCAUAACAGUGUUGGGUUCCUUGGUUGUCAUCUGUCAUAUCUUGUUACUAUGACUACGUUUUCAAGACGUGUAUAAUAAAAAGUACAUAUG
Molecule: messenger RNA, 8081 nt
Organism: Portunus trituberculatus (swimming crab)
Lineage: Eukaryota; Metazoa; Arthropoda; Malacostraca; Decapoda; Portunidae
Gene: hfp
Product: poly(U)-binding-splicing factor PUF60-like
Exons: 13
Coding region: 2016-3671 (551 amino acids)
Biological process (GO): alternative mRNA splicing, via spliceosome; mRNA splice site recognition; regulation of alternative mRNA splicing, via spliceosome
Cellular component (GO): precatalytic spliceosome; catalytic step 2 spliceosome
Molecular function (GO): RNA binding
Source: RefSeq, a predicted model, not a curated record